GCCCGCUAUUCCAAAUGGGGAUCUUCUGCGGAAGGGGGGGGGGGGGAAAGGGGAGGGGCGGCGUCCCUUCGCACGUGUCUUCCUGUUUUGGAUUCCUCUGUUGUGUCAUGGUCUCUUACAGGGCAUUUCCAUCUGCGUUACCGACUCAAUGCCGAGCGGGAUGGACAGUUGUUACUACAGUUCUUUGCCAUCUGUGCAGUCUCUUCGCACACCCGUGCCCCAUGCUGCUGAGACCUCAUGUGAGAGCCGGUCUCCAGACGUUGCCAUCACACCAUCGAAACGUGGCCAUCCUGCACACCGUGCUGAUGGUAUGCCCAGACGUCGCGCACGUCAUCUGGCCGUGCCAUCUUCCAAUAUGAACGUCGUGCGACGUCUUCGCCUUGACGACAUCAUUAACGACGCCGUCGACUUGCCUUCUAAUGCCGGCACAGGACCGCCGUACGGGUCUGUUGAACCUUCUAUUCGGGUGAAUUCAUCACCAGCAAGUGACACUGGCGACCGGUGUGCUCCCAUGGACAUGCUACCGCCGCCGUCAUGCGAAGGCAGUGGAGGAGGGGGGGGGCAUGUUGCUCGUUUGUCGGACGUUGACUUGCCGGUCGGAGAGGAUACCGCUGCGGGUGCAGCCAUCAUUGGAGAGCUCAUUGCAGAUCGGACUCCUCAUUUCGGCCCCGUGCACACAUUUUCACAAUCGGGAACUUCCUGCAGUACCAUAGCUAUGGCAGCUUUAUCUCGGGAGAGAAUUGUUAUAGCCUACAAUCAGAGAGACACAUCAGGACGCGUCAUUCCUUUAUUACGGGUGGGACUAGUUCGAGGAAAGCACGUCACUUUCACAAAUGCGACACAGAUAGGAGGUAGUGGACUCGACGGAUUUGCCCUUGCUGGAUUGUCGCCAGACAUGUUCGUAUUAGCAUAUCGCAACCUGCGCUCGAAGGAGGUGAAGGUUUCAAUGGGAAAUCUGGAGAUAACAAGUCCCCCCAAGCGCACAAGAUCUGGAGCUAUGCCAUCAACUGAGAAUGACAGGGGAGGUGAGCAGCAUGGGGGGGCAGAUGAAAUGGACUUGUCAACGAUUUCCAAUUACGAGGAUUACUAUCCUGGCGAGGAAGCCGAUGCCGAGGGAGGUGAGGGCAACCAAAACCACGCAGUUAAUAUUGCCGACAGGAGCGCAGAGGGUGGUGCCCAGUCUGAGAAGUCUGGAACACAAUCAUUCAGAAUAUCACAGAGGAAGGCUGGGAUGAUGCGGAAUGAUGGGCGAACACGAUCAGAUUCUACAGAAUCGCUUCUACUUCUUCAAGGUCAUGACUCAGAUGACUCCUCCCUUCGCCUGUCGUUGGGAGACGGGAGUACUGUCACGGGCUCAGCUCAGUCUCUGACAUACUUGUCAGUCACCUCGCUGACACCCGCACGAGCUGUUGUUGCGUUUGCUGAUAAUGCAGAGUGAAAUCUAAUUAAUGAAUUUAAUUUUUAUUU
Molecule: messenger RNA, 1467 nt
Organism: Chara braunii
Lineage: Eukaryota; Viridiplantae; Streptophyta; Charophyceae; Charales; Characeae
Source: the annotation of a GenBank genome assembly